Musca vetustissima is the source of this 1354-nucleotide messenger RNA. RefSeq lists its product as uncharacterized. Gene Ontology annotation, cellular component: autophagosome; nucleus. The transcript is spliced from 5 exons. Gene Ontology annotation, biological process: positive regulation of DNA-templated transcription; autophagosome assembly. NCBI's taxonomy places the organism in Eukaryota, Metazoa, Arthropoda, Insecta, Diptera, Muscidae. The record is from RefSeq and is a predicted model, not a curated record. The coding region runs from base 1 to 1329 and encodes 442 amino acids.
AUGUUGAGUAGUAUUGCAUCGUAUCUAUUUGGUUCGAAUACUACUACAACUAAUCCGAAUCCGAGUGAAACCACAACAACCACUGCAAACGAAGUUGAUACUAAAGAGAACGUUACCAAAGUCGAUGUUGAUAAUCUCAUAGAAGUAACUUCAUUAACGCCAUCGGUAACGGGAGCAGCGGCAAUCGGUGGUAGCGUCACCAAUAAUACACGUGCCAUACGCCGUGGCAAAAAUAAACGUAACAAUACCCGUCAGCAGAACAAGCGUAAAGGUGGAGGCGGAGUUAGAAGUAAUAGCACAAAAUCGACGGAUAGUACAAAGUCAUUGACAAAAUCAUCAGGAUCGCCUAGCGAUAGUUGUGACGAAGAUUUCGACGAAGACGAGUGGUUCAUUGUUGAAAAGGAAGACGACGAGGACGUCUCCCAAUCUCGUAACGACAACGAGAAGGAAACAAGUGAACCAACCCUUGAGGUCGUCAAAUCGGUCAAACAACCUACCAUAGCGCCCAGUCCAUUGGCCCAACAGCGCCGCCAACAACAUAUCAAUUCGCAUUCCCUCUAUAGUGGACCAAGACCACAAAAACAACGCAAUCAUUUGCAAAAAUCCCGCUCCAACAACGUUAAUACCCGCACAAGCGGUCUAAGCGUAUCAACAUUAAGCCCUUCCCGCACAGUAAACGAAAGCCGCAAUGGCAAAAAUACCGGGAUGGCAGCUGAUGCCGGCGGCAUUAGCCGUUCGCUGUAUGUCCCGCCAGCCGCCAAUGCUAUCCAACAGGAGAAUGUGAAGGUGGCCGCCAUGCCAGCGAGUGGAAUUGGAAAUGCCAAGGCUAUGGACGAAUCAUGGUUCGUAACACCACCACCAUGUUUCACCUCCAUUGGACCCAUCAAUAUGGAAACUUCACCCUAUGAGAACCUAUUGAUUGAGCAUCCAAGCAUGUCGGUGUAUCAUAGUAUUCGAUCGGUUCAAGAUACAGCUGAAAGCUAUAUUGAAUUUGAUCUCGAUGAUGUGAAGAAGACAAAGAAGGAUAGAAAGUCGGCUAACAAUAAGGAGAAUGCCCAACGCAAGAAUUCCCAAGCUGUUCAACAGCGAUCAUCGGCUGGUUUCCGUUUGGAUCGCCAAAGUGUUGCUCAAUUGAAGCAGGAAUUAAUGGCUCGUACGGCACAAAAGACCCAAUCCAAAAAGGAGCGUAAGGAAAUUUGUCGUUCGGCCAUUAAACGCGCCAAUAAAGUGCGUGAUGUUCAAUCUAAAAAUCAUACUUCUCGUCGUGCCGAUAGGCAAUACUUCAAGGUUGUCAGUGGCAGCAACAACAACCGCAAUUCUCACUACUAAAUGUCCAAUUGUUUGGCAAAAAACA